GACAUGGGCAAGAAUGUGUUUUAUCCCUCUGUGUCUGUCUUACACAGAUCAUGGGCUUAGGAAAUGGUUGUGUAGGGUAAUGCUAGUAAGAAAACUUGACAUUUCCUAGAUGGUUGGAAUUAACCAGGACUUCUCUGGAAGACGUAAAAGAAACUGAAUGAGAAAUCAUAGUAGUCAUCUGGCUAUGGGUAUGAAGCUCGUCAACUGAAGGAAAUCAAGUGCUGGCCAAACAGCUGGAGAUGAAGCACGUAGCAGGGACUCUUGACUUUGUCUCAACUAAGGAAUACGGGGUGCUUUGCAUUCAGGAAUACAGAAAAAAUAGCAAAGUGGAGUCAAGUACACAUAACAGCUUCAUGGGCUUGAAGGAUCAUCUGGGGCACGACUUGGGCCACCUUUAUGUGGAGAGUACUGACCCACACUUAAAUACAUCUGUACCUUGGUCAAUGGUAGAGAAGCCAACAAUGGAUAAAGUCAAUUCCGGGAAGGAAGAAAAAGAGGUGUCUGAAGAGAAUACGAGUUCUGGUGACUCCGAAGAAAGCACACAUUCUGAUAAUGAGUCAGAACACUUGAGGAGCGUUUCAGUAGAGCCAUGCUUAUUAACCAAGACUCACAGACAACUGUGUAGGUCUCCCCGCUUAGAGCCUCACAUACUCAAACGCAGCGACAUUUUGCAGGACUUUAAACCUGAGGAGUCCCAGACGACGUCCAAGGAAGUGAAGAAGCCCCCUGAUGUGGUGCGAGAAUACCAAACAAAACUGGAGUUUGCGCUGAAGUUAGGCUAUUCGGAAGAACAGGUUCAGCUCGUGCUCAAUAAACUCGGUACCGAUGCUUUAAUCAACGACAUCCUGGGAGAGCUCGUCAAGCUUGGAAAUAAAAGCGAGGCUGAGCAAACAGUGAGUACAAUGACCAGCGUCCCGCGGGACUCGUCUUCCCUGGAGUCUCAGCGGUCUGACUCUCCGAUGCAAGAGAGCACAGCGGACGAUGGGGAGAAUCUGAGGCCAGUUGUCAUUGACGGUAGCAAUGUGGCAAUGAGCCAUGGAAACAAAGAAGUAUUUUCCUGCCGGGGAAUCAAAUUGGCAGUGGAUUGGUUUUUGGAAAGAGGCCACAAAGAUGUUACAGUUUUUGUUCCGGCUUGGAGGAAAGAGCAGUCCCGGCCUGAUGCUCUCAUCACAGAUCAAGAAAUUCUGCGAAAAUUAGAGAAGGAGAAAAUCCUGGUAUUCACACCAUCCCGACGAGUCCAGGGCAGGCGGGUGGUGUGCUAUGAUGACCGGUUCAUCGUGAAGCUGGCUUUUGAGUCAGAUGGGAUCAUUGUGUCCAAUGACAACUACAGGGACCUGGCAAACGAGAAACCGGAGUGGAAGAAGUUCAUAGAUGAGCGAUUGUUAAUGUACUCCUUCGUCAAUGACAAGUUCAUGCCCCCUGAUGACCCGCUUGGCAGACACGGCCCAAGCCUGGAUAAUUUUCUGAGGAAGAAACCUAUUGUUCCUGAACACAAAAAGCAGCCUUGUCCAUACGGAAAGAAGUGUACCUAUGGACACAAGUGCAAAUAUUACCACCCCGAGAGGGGCAGUCAGCCACAGCGGUCAGUGGCCGAUGAGCUUCGUGCCAUGUCUAGAAACACCGCGGCCAAAACCGCCAACGAAGGAGGACUGGUGAAGAGCAACAGUGUUCCCUGCAGCACGAAAGCGGACAGCACUUCCGAUGUCAAACGAGGUGCUCCAAAGAGGCAAUCGGACCCAAGCAUAAGGACCCAAGUCUACCAAGACCUAGAGGAAAAGCUUCCCACCAAAAACAAAUUGGAAACCAGGUCUGUACCUUCUUUAGUUAGUAUCCCGGCUACUUCUACUGCAAAACCCCAAAGCACUACAUCUCUAAGCAAUGGCCUUCCAUCUGGAGUUCACUUCCCACCUCAGGAUCAAAGACCACAGGGACAAUAUCCUCCAAUGGUGAUGGCAACCAAAAAUCAUGGAACGCCAAUGCCUUACGAACAGUAUCCCAAAUGCGACUCGCCUGUUGACAUCGGAUACUAUUCCAUGUUGAAUGCAUAUUCAAAUCUGAGUAUCUCAGGCCCACGCAGUCCUGAAAGGCGUUUCUCCCUGGACACAGAUUACAGGAUCAGCUCUGUAGCUUCUGACUGCAGCAGUGAAGGGAGCAUGAGCUGUGGGAGCAGUGACUCCUACGUGGGGUACAACGACCGGUCCUACGUCAGUUCUCCUGACCCUCAGCUGGAAGAGAAUCUCAAGUGCCAACACAUGCGCCCGCACAGCCGCCUUAACUCCCAGCCCUUCCUGCAGAAUUUCCACGACCCCUUAGCUAGAGCUCAAAGCUACAGUCACGAAGAACCAAAGUACCAUCACAAGCCUCCUCUGCCACACCUGGCCGUGCAUCUGCAGCACCCAGCCGUGGGGGCCCGGUCCAGCUGCCCCGGCGAGUACCCCUCCCCUCCGAGUUCCGCGCACCCGAAGGCACCCCACCUGGGCCGCUCCCUCGUGGCCACACGAAUAGACAGCAUUUCGGACUCCCGGCUGUACGACAGCUCUCCUUCCCGACCGAGAAAGCCUUACUCCCCCCAGGAAGGGCUGGGAAGCUGGGAUCGGCAGAGCUACGGCGUGGACGCGUACAGCUACCGGCAGACUUACUCCUUGCCCGACAGCUCCACGCAGCCGUGCUACGAGCAGUUCACCUUCCAGAGCCUGCCCGAGCAGCAAGAGCCGACGUGGCGCAUGCCGUACUGCGGGAUGCCACCAGAUCCUCCAAGGUACCAAGACAACCGAGAGAAGAUUUACAUCAACUUGUGCAACAUCUUCCCCCCUGACCUUGUGAGAACUGUCAUGAAGAGGAACCCUCACAUGACAGACGCCCAGCAGCUCGCCGCGGCCAUCUUAGUGGAGAAGUCACAGCUGGGCUAUUGAAAGAUGAUGCAUCUUUGUGGUGUUUAGUAGUUUUUUGUUCAGCUCAAAUGCUGAGGGAGGUUUGCUACAAUAGCACACGUGAUCUCCUUCUCGGCAAGGAGGUUAUCUAGUAUCCAUUUAUGUGAAAUACUGUAUCAUGGAAUCUGUAUGUAUAGCCCCACGUAGUGGAAGUAUCACGGGAUUGCUUUACAUUCAAACUUUUUUUUAAACAUUUCCUUUUUAAAGCUCUCUCCUUGGCUGGAAAUUUUUCCAGUUUGAUUUAUUAGAUGUCUCUGUGAUCUUUGAUAUUAAUCUUUGGUGCAUCAGGGGUUUAUAUGCAGCACUUUUUAUCCUUGUUUCGUGUUUUAUUAACUUGGUGUUUGUCUAUCAAUUGCAAGCAAUUACAAUACUUUCAGAAUGUCGAACAUUUGACGAGACCCUAGCCGACUAUUUUUGCAAGCCAAGCUUAAUUGGAAUCUUUUACAGCUUUUUAAGUUAUUUUUAUUUGGGGGAGGUGGGCUUCUUUGUGCUGUAAUCAUUAUUUAUAGAAACAAAGAUAUACGACAGCACUGACUUUAUAUUUUAAACAAAAUGUAAGUUACCGGUUUAUAUGGAAAUGGGUAACAGUCUAUAUUAGAAUGAUUUACAACAUGGCACUUUUCAUUGUUUUAUUUUUGUUCGGGUUUUUUUUUCUGUUAAGUAAUUAGUUAAUUUAAUACGGUUGACUUAAAGGAAAGCAGAUGCAAUCAAUGGAAAAAAUUGUUUCCAUUUUUUUUUUUUAACGAGUAAGGCAAAAGCCGUAACUAUUCCAGUUUAGAGCUUUGUUAUCCAGCUAUGAUGUGCUUCUAGACGGUAGAAAAUGGAACUGAAUUCCCAGAUUCUCAUUAACCUGUAUUUUUAAUGUGUUCGUCCUUCUUGUUUCGGGGCACAACAAUACUGGAUAAAAGAACCCUUUCACAGUA
Messenger RNA from Callorhinus ursinus (northern fur seal), 3853 nucleotides. RefSeq names its product zinc finger CCCH-type containing 12C (gene ZC3H12C). Gene Ontology annotation, molecular function: mRNA binding; metal ion binding; RNA endonuclease activity. Gene Ontology annotation, cellular component: cytoplasmic ribonucleoprotein granule; nucleus. The record is from RefSeq and is a predicted model, not a curated record. Lineage: Eukaryota; Metazoa; Chordata; Mammalia; Carnivora; Otariidae.